This is a messenger RNA of Gongylonema pulchrum, 339 nucleotides long. NCBI's taxonomy places the organism in Eukaryota, Metazoa, Nematoda, Chromadorea, Rhabditida, Gongylonematidae. The record is from the annotation of a GenBank genome assembly.
AUGGAUACAGAAACACAAAGCAUGGUUUUAAGCGUAGCUUACCUACGCAGUUUGCACGCGCAGUGUGAUAGCCAGCAUCAGGAAGUUUCACAAGUGGUUCUGGAAAUUCCACGUGCUUCAUUGCUUGCCCAGGCUCCCGAUACUGAAGCAUUCGGGUCAGGUGCUGCAACAGCUGCGGAUACAGUUGGUGAUGUAUGGAGUGUUCCAGCACAAAGUGCAAUUUUGCCACAUCCAAAUGUAUUGCCUUCGGAAAGUGGAAGUGAGCAACACGAAGAAAAUAAUGAUGAGUCGCCACCACCCAUGCUAAUUGGCUUGUCUGAUAAAUUUCCGGGUAUUUAA